Molecule: messenger RNA, 453 nt
Organism: Quercus lobata
Lineage: Eukaryota; Viridiplantae; Streptophyta; Magnoliopsida; Fagales; Fagaceae
Product: receptor-like protein kinase FERONIA
Exons: 2
Coding region: 1-453 (150 amino acids)
Biological process (GO): protein autophosphorylation
Cellular component (GO): plasmodesma; plasma membrane
Molecular function (GO): transmembrane receptor protein tyrosine kinase activity; ATP binding
Source: RefSeq, a predicted model, not a curated record
AUGCCGUCUAUGAAACUGACUGAGAUCAAGACAGCUACUACCAAUAACUUCGAUGAUAAUUUAGUAAUUGGUUGCUGUGGUGACUGGAAAGCAUACAACGGGUUUAUCAAUGACACAAACUCCGAUCCCAAUCCCAAUCCGGUCCCGUGGAAACGGAGACUAAAGAUUUGCGUUGGAGUGGCGCGUGGGCACUACCUUCACACUGGGCUGAAGCAUACUAUCGUCCACAGUGGUGUGGAGCCGACCAAUAUUCUAUUGGAUGCGAAAUGGGAGGCCAAGUUGUCAUAUUUGGGGCUGUCCAAAAUGGGUCCUCCGAGUUUGUCAAAGGCUUUAGUUAGGAUCGAAACUGAUAGAGUUGUGGGUACUUACGGUUACAUGGAUCAAGAGAACGUUUGCUUUGAUUCAGUUCCCUGUAUGCUUGGCAAAGGCUGCAAGAUCAAUGUUAUUGAUUAG